Messenger RNA from Drosophila arizonae, 1271 nucleotides. It is a transcript of the gene O-fut1, whose product is annotated as O-fucosyltransferase 1. Gene Ontology annotation, biological process: protein O-linked glycosylation via fucose; Notch signaling pathway. Lineage: Eukaryota; Metazoa; Arthropoda; Insecta; Diptera; Drosophilidae. The record is from RefSeq and is a predicted model, not a curated record. Gene Ontology annotation, molecular function: peptide-O-fucosyltransferase activity.
UUUGAAAAGUCUGGCAACGCUGUACACGAAGCCGGCAGAAUGCAGUGGCUUAAAUUGUUAAUUUAUUUUAUUUCAAUACUAAUAUUAAAUACAAAUGCCGAAUUUGAACGCGAUCCCAAUGGGUACAUUGCCUACUGUCCCUGUAUGGGACGCUUUGGUAACCAGGCGGACCAUUUCUUAGGCUCGCUAGCCUUCGCCCAGGCUCUAAAUCGGACAUUAAUUUUGCCACCAUGGGUAGAAUAUCGCAAAGGUGAAAUGCGCUCCCGUCAGGUGCCUUUUGACACAUAUUUCGAGGUGGAGCCGCUGCAGGAGUUCCAUCGCGUAAUCCUCAUGUCAGACUUUAUGGAACACCUGGCCGAUGAGGUGUGGCCUGCCAACGAGCGCAUUGCCUUCUGUUAUAUGGAACGCAAAAGCUUGCAGCAAGAUAAAAAUGAUCCAGAUGCACCGAAUUGUCACGCCAAGGAUGGCAAUCCCUUUGGUCCAUUCUGGGAUACAUAUAGCAUUGAUUUUGUGGGCUCGGAGUUUUAUGGGCCGCUGCAUUUCGAUGUGCGUCACAGCUCGAUAGCAACAAAAUGGCAAGAGAACUAUAAAGCUGACAAGUGGCCCGUUUUAGCGUUCACCGGCGCACCGGCCAGCUUUCCCGUGCAGCUCGAGAAUCGUGAAUUGCAAAGGUACUUAGUAUGGAGUCCGAAGUAUCGAGAAGCCGCUCGAGAAUUUAUACGUACGGUUCUUCCCCGUGGCGCAUUUAUUGGACUGCAUUUGCGAAAUGGCAUCGAUUGGGUGCGUGCCUGUGAGCAUAUUAAGGAUAGCCAGCAGCUCUUCGCAUCGCCUCAAUGUCUUGGCUAUAAGAAUGAACGUGGUGAGCUCUACCAAGAGCUCUGUAUGCCCACCAAGGAGUCAAUUAUCAGACAGCUAAAGCGAACGAUUAAAAAUGUGCGUCAAUUGCAGCCGAAGAAUGAGGUGAAGUCCGUGUUUGUGGCAUCCGAUGCGAACCAUAUGAUAUCUGAGCUGACGAAUGCGCUCUCUCGUAUGGAUAUCAGCGUACAUAAGCUGCAAGAGGACGAUCCUUAUUUGGAUUUGGCCAUACUAGGACAAUCGAAUCACUUCAUAGGCAACUGCAUUUCUUCGUAUAGUGCAUUUGUUAAACGGGAAAGGGAUACGCACGGAUUUCCAUCGUAUUUUUGGUCGUUUCCAAAAGAAAAGGAACGUCAGCAAACGAAGCCCCAUGAGGAGCUGUAAAUGCCGUGACAAUUUUUGACGAGUCUCUCAAA